AUGAGAGGUAUAUGUCUAAUUGGUGAUAAAUCCUUAGUUGCAUUAUAUGAUACUGGAGCUUCGUAUUCGUUUAUUUCGUUUGCUAAAGUUGAGGAAUUAGGCUUGAAAGUGUCAGAGUUAUCUUUUGAUCUGCAUGUACAUACUCCGCAUCAAACAGUUAUGACUAGGUCAGGUUGUAGACAAGUAGGGUUCAAGCUUGAGGGUAGAGACUUUGUGCACAAUUUAAUCUGCUUACCAAUGGUGGGGUUAGAAACGAUUUUGGGGUUUGAUUGGUUGUCCAAAAAUCGGGUUUUGUUGGAUUGCUUUGAACGGACUAUUCAUUUUAUGACGGAAGGAGAGAAUGGAGCAGUGGUAGCUACGGGGUAUUACUUAAACUCUGUAAUGGUGCAUUGUAAUGGGGAGGAGUGUCAGGGUUAUAUUCUGUUGGCUGCAAAUGUGUUGGGUGAUGCCCAGAACUUAUAUCAGAUUCCGGUGGUUAGAGAUUUUCCAGAAGUGUUUUUGAAAGAUAUCCCUGAAUUUCCACCUCAAAGGAAAAUUGAAUUUGCAAUUGAAUUAGUGCCGGGAACAGGACCAGUGUCGAUUGCGUCAUAUAGAAUGGCUUCGAUAGAACUCGUCGAAUUAAAAACUCAGUUGGAAGAACUUCUGAAUAAGAGGUUCAUUCGACCGAGUGUAUUACCAUGGGGAGCGCCAGUUUUAUUGGUGAAGAAAAAAGAUGGAGGAAUGCGUUUGUGCGUGGAUUACCGAUAG
Arachis duranensis is the source of this 747-nucleotide messenger RNA. RefSeq lists its product as uncharacterized. NCBI's taxonomy places the organism in Eukaryota, Viridiplantae, Streptophyta, Magnoliopsida, Fabales, Fabaceae. The transcript has a single exon. The record is from RefSeq and is a predicted model, not a curated record. Bases 1 to 747 code for a protein of 248 amino acids.